AUGUGGCGAUUCUAUCCGACUCUCCUCUUGAUGGCGAUGGCGUCCCCUGUGCAAAGUGCUUCCCUGGAGCGGACGCCUCCAGGUCAGGAUGCCGUGAGCGAUAAUCCCCGGGAAUGUGUUGUCGAAACCCCUUUGAGAAUAAACCAGGGCCUCGUCAUACGAGACAAGAUGCCCGCCGGUUUCGAUCCGUCGAAGCCGUGUCGAACAACUCUGAGGAGCCCCGAAGGGAAGCUGCUCAAGGCGAAACUUGAUCUCGCAUUCCUCAACGGGAAUCGAGACUUCGUGCAAAUUACGGCGAAUCGAAACAUGUGGUACAUCUACAAAACGUGUGCUCCUUGUCACGAAGAAGUGAUAGAGAGUCCUGAGAUCACCAUUGAAUUUCUACUCACAAACAGCUCCAAGUUCCAAUUAAGGUAUUCGACGAACGAUGGCGCAUGUCCGUUCCUGAGGAUCGUUCCUCCUCUAGUCAUCAAGACACAGAGCAGCAUAACGAGAAAAAUCGGCUCGAAGUACCAAUUCGGCUGCUUGACCACGAAGGAUUACAGACUGAUCGGCAAGAACCAGAUUUUCUGCGAAGUUUCACCCAAUGGCACAGCGACUUGGAGUGCGCCCCUCCCGACAUGCCAAACGAUCUCAAAUUGCCCGAAAUUGGAGAAAACUUCCGAUGUUUCCGGUCACUUGUCUCUGCGGCACCAACAGGACGAAAACUAUCACUGCAGCUGGCUCAUCGACGCCUCGAGACUCGACGCGAGCUUCAUCGAGUUCGUCCCCAGAUACGAAUGGCUUGAUCUCGGUCAUUGGGAAGGCGUCGGGAGGCAUCGCGGAUUGGCUUUCUACGACGGGGAGGGUCGCUUGAAAGUGGACAGUGGAGUCGGGCUCCGCUAUAGAACUAGAGAUCCGAAAUUGAAAAUAUAUUUCAACCUUUCUGCGAAGGAAGCUGCACCCAACGCGUCGUUUACGAUCGAGUACGAAAUCGGGAGAAAAUCUUGCCCCACAAUCGAUGAGGAGGCGUUCCCGUUCGGGAGCAUAACCCUGACGAAUUCCUUCUUCGUGGGAUCGAGUGCCAAAUUCGAAUGCGCUCCCGGAUACCAUAUGCGGGGGAAACCUGGAGCUCUGUGCUUGAAGAGUGGAGACUGGAACUUCCAGUCGAUGCCGGAAUGCGUGCCCUUGAGUGCCGAGAUUAAUAACGACCUCAACGUUCUGACCGUCACUACCGAGGGGACAGUCACGGAAGAUUCGAGUCGAGGUGAGGGUCCUGCAUCGACCACGGAGAGGGACGUCCUCGCGUACACAGACUGGUCAAUCAGAGGGGUUGCGGCAAACGCUCCCAAGGGGCCGGCCCAGCCCGGUGUCACUACACCCGGUGUAGACUCUGACAUACACGGUGGAUUGAAUCGAGAAUCAGAGAUAUCAACGAGUGCGAUCUCAACCGAAUCUCCCAUAACGCCUGAGGGAGGUGAGGCUCCCAAUUUCAUCCCUAGCUUGAAAUCGAUCGAGGAUGGAGCUGCGGUCACUCCGGAUCCGAUUGAUGAAGUUCCCACGAUCGAAUCGCUGAACGGAAUCCUUCAGAGACUACAGAAUCUCGACGUUCAAAGAGAAGAGGACGUCUCAUUCCUCCUCAUCUUCGUCGCCAUCGUCAGCUUAGCUACUUUAGUUGUUGUUCUUUUCAGUCUCGUUGUCAGACACAGAUGUAGGGAAAAAAUUCCGCGUCGAGAAAACCCAUUGUACACGGGUGCACCCGCCCGUAGAAUCCAAAACGUCUCUUUUCGACCAAAUGGCAAGCACAAAAGAGCUGCUCAACAACGGAUCUACUCCUGAAGCCCUUAACACCAAAAUGUUCCGAUUUAGCCAAGUUCCGAAACCAUUACAGAAGGCUUCCACAUUGUUCUCUUUUUGCUGUCCAUCAAGGCGGCUCGCGGCGAUAUUUUCUAUCUGCGUGCUGUGUACAUAUAAAUGAGAUGCCAUAUAUCUGAUCGUAUAUUUGUGUACAAGAGAGAGGGAAUCCGAAGCGAACUUUUCGGAAUCCCCGCCUUCCGUCAGUGUAAAUAAUAUUUAUGAAAUGUGUUGAUAAAAUGAUGAACAUACUGAUUGAGCGAACUCUUCCGAGGUGUUGGCUCGGUGAUUCUUCUGAUAACUCUUGAGAUAGAAAGUCGGAACAAAUGAUUGUACGCAUAACUAGAGCAUAAUGAGAAUAAAGACAAGUGGAUGCAGGAGA
Galendromus occidentalis (western predatory mite) is the source of this 2215-nucleotide messenger RNA. RefSeq names its product CUB and sushi domain-containing protein 2. The coding region runs from base 1 to 1818 and encodes 605 amino acids. The record is from RefSeq and is a predicted model, not a curated record. The transcript is spliced from 4 exons. NCBI's taxonomy places the organism in Eukaryota, Metazoa, Arthropoda, Arachnida, Mesostigmata, Phytoseiidae.